AUGUUCAAGAAAUUGAGCAUCGUACUUUCCGAAAUGAUAGGUAAAGAACUCCAGAAACUCCAAAUAACAGCUCCAACAGCAGUUGAAAAUGGUGCAAGUGCGCCAAAUACUUGUGGAAGACCAAAUCAAGCUGUUACAAAGCCCAUUUCACUGGAUUCUACCACUGGUGAAGUGAUGGUGCGAAAAUCCACAGGCAAAACCAAAAUCCGCAAGGGCCAAAGUACCGAAGAAUACGAGAGUCAAAGAGAGCAUUUUUUCGAAGUCGAGAAGGGCCCUGUGUGCACUCCCGAGGGUUGGAUGACCAAAGAAGGUCCACUGCCUCGACUGGAUAGCGAUCCAGAUUUCGAUAUCAAAUUGAAACAAACCCGGCAAAAGCUGACAAGCCAUUGCCAUUUGCUUUAUUAUAGAAAAAGCUAUGAAGAAUGCGCCCAGCUGUGCCAGGUUCUGAUAAGUCGAUUCGACGUUUUAGAGAACCGCAAAAAACUUGAGAAAGAAAUCCAAGAGUUAGCACACAUGCUUCAGCGCUGUAAAUCUAGCAUCUAG
Molecule: messenger RNA, 543 nt
Organism: Lachancea nothofagi CBS 11611
Lineage: Eukaryota; Fungi; Ascomycota; Saccharomycetes; Saccharomycetales; Saccharomycetaceae
Source: the annotation of a GenBank genome assembly